GAAACCAAGGAGCUCUUCGUCUUCCUCCUUCUCCUCCUCCUUCCUGCUUCAAAAAAUUUGCAGAGCUAGCUGCUAGGGCACAAGAAAUCCAGAAUCGCUCGGCUCCAUUUUCGGGUGGAGGGAUUUCGAAUUCCCGGGAGGCCCUCCGAAUCGGUGCGCUUGGUUCGGCCUCUCCCCCCCCCGCCUCCUCCGCCGCCGUCUCGAUCGAAUUCGCCGGCUUCCUCCCCGCCUUUUCGUCCAGGUUCAAAAUGGCAAAAAUCAAGAACACUGUGGAGGGAACCCAGUUCCCGGCUACCCAGGAUUCGUUGUGCAUAUUGGGAUCUGGCACAUUAAAGGCAUCCCAAGUUAGACAAUCUAAGAAGAAGAAGAAGCAGCAUUGCAAUGCAUUUGAAAAGAAGGCGUGGGACCAAGCUACCUGCUCAGUGUGUAUGGAGUACCCUCACAAUGCUGUACUACUGCUAUGUUCUUCCUAUGACAAAGGUUGUCGACCAUACAUGUGUGCAACUGGGCGUCGCUAUUCGAAUUGUCUUGAGCAAUACAAGAAGGCUUACACAAAAGUGACAGAAGUACCAAGCACACAUGAGGGGAAUGGAUCGACCCCAUGUGCUAGUUUCAGUUGUGAGCCGACCAAUGAAAAGAUAGAAAUCUCUGAGCUUUUGUGCCCACUUUGCCGGGGACAGGUGAAAGGCUGGACAGUGGUGGAACAGGCACGCAUGUAUUUCAACACAAAGAAAAGGACCUGCAUGCAUGAUAAGUGCACGUUUCUUGGCAGCUAUAAGCAACUAUGUAAGCAUGUCAAGAAGGAGCAUCCAUCAGCACGACCACGGGCUGUGGACCCUUUACUUAAGGAGAAGUGGAAGAUGCUUGAGCAGCAAAGAGAGAGGAACGAUGUGAUUAGUACAAUUAUGUCAUCAACACCAGGUGCAAUAAUGCUUGGGGAUUAUGUGCUGGAGCCAAACCAUCAGGACUCUUUCUCUGAUUAUGACUCAGAAGAAUAUUCAGAUCGUGAUAUGUUUCCUUUGGAGUCUUUUGGAAGAAAUUAUAUCUCGCAAGCUCAUAGAAUGUAUGGGAAUGAUUAUGACUCAUCGAGAGGGAACGGUAUUUCUUCCUUUCGGUCCGGUCGUAUUUCCCGGGGGGUAGUAUUGACAAGUCGAUCAAGAAGGCAGCGAAGGAAUAGAAUGUUUUAACUGAAGUAGGUGAAGUAUAUUAGAGUAGAGUGGUGAGAAGUGGCAUGAUCUAAGCUUUUCUCUAGUUACUUCCUUGCUGCCAAUGCUUUUUUGCGCCAUCGGAUAGGGUCUUAUUCAUUUUGGUAUUGUUCAUAUCAUUGGAUAGGUGGGACAGCCAAGAAACCAAUUUUUUUUUAUCUGAAGGAGAAAACCAUUUUUUAUCAGUA
Syzygium oleosum is the source of this 1393-nucleotide messenger RNA. RefSeq lists its product as uncharacterized. Bases 249 to 1187 code for a protein of 312 amino acids. The transcript is spliced from 2 exons. The record is from RefSeq and is a predicted model, not a curated record. NCBI's taxonomy places the organism in Eukaryota, Viridiplantae, Streptophyta, Magnoliopsida, Myrtales, Myrtaceae.